Messenger RNA from Acanthopagrus latus (yellowfin seabream), 2906 nucleotides. RefSeq names its product fucosyltransferase 11 (alpha (1,3) fucosyltransferase) (gene pofut4). Gene Ontology annotation, molecular function: alpha-(1->3)-fucosyltransferase activity. Gene Ontology annotation, cellular component: Golgi membrane. The transcript has 6 exons. The record is from RefSeq and is a predicted model, not a curated record. Bases 147 to 1976 code for a protein of 609 amino acids. NCBI's taxonomy places the organism in Eukaryota, Metazoa, Chordata, Actinopteri, Spariformes, Sparidae.
GUUUCAGGGACAAGGGGACUGAGGUGAAGGACCCAGAUGUUUGCCAAAGGUCUCUUGGCUGAAGCGCUGAGCUUAUCGUUUACCACAUGACACAGUAAAACAGACCGAUUGCAAUCUACAUCUGCCGUAGUACUUUAACUUCGGACAUGAACGUUAUCUUUAAAACACAACAAAAAAGCCAGGAUGCAUUUCAUGACCUCUAUAACAGGUUAGGUAAGGAGUCCUGCGCCACAACAAAAAAAACAACAACAGGGGCGAGUCAGGUUGAUGAGCUAACUCUGGAAACAACCACUGCACCUGCGCAGACCACAGACACGCACCAGCUUGUUGUCAACUGUAGCUGGAGGCUAAAACUAUCAACACACUUCUGUCGAAGCUCCCUGCAAAACUGUUUAUGGCGUGCUUCGGAGCAAAUGCUGACUAGGAACCGAAACAGGAUAAAGAAACUCGCUCCUUCAUGUGUCCGCUGCUGUGACAGGAAGAUGGCAGGUAGGCACAGGGUUUUGCCCUGUGUAUGUCUGGGGCUGUUUGGUGUCCUGGGCUGGGUCUGGGUCUCCUUCGCCUCCUUUCCAGACGACCAACUUGCCCUGGAGGCCUUGGAUGCAGUGGACCGAGGAGCCUUUCAGCCACAGAGUGCCCUAUCAGAGAUGGAGUUUGCCUCCAUCAGCUCGUACAGAGGACCUGGCAACAGGGACUACCGCAGCAACAAGGAGCUGCCCAUUAUCCUCUGGUGGAGCGGAGGACUGUUCCCACAUUUUCCCGGUGACACCGAACGCAUAGACUGUGCCACAUCCUCCUGCCUGGUCACAAGCAACCGCAAGGUCCAGCUGUACAAACGGACAGCAUCCAUCAUCUUUUAUGGAACAGACUUCAGGGCGUACGAGGCGCCGCUCCCUCGUCUCCGUCACCAGACGUGGGCACUGUUCCAUGAAGAGUCCCCCAUGAAUAACUACUUCCUCUCCCAUGGACCAGGGAUCAAGCUGUUCAACUACACUGCCACGUUUCGCAGGGAGUCGGACUACCCUCUGACCCUGCAGUGGCUGCCCUCUCUGGAGUACCUGCUGACGCCCGUGGCCGUGUCCCUGGAGCAGAAGAACCAGCUGAGGAGGCAGGGCCUGGCUCCUGUGCUCUACAUGCAGUCCCACUGCGAUGUGCCAUCAGACAGAAACCGAUACGUCCAGGAGCUCAUGAAGUACAUUCAGGUCGACUCCUACGGGAAAUGCCUGAACAACAAACCCCUGCCCGAACAUCUGGAGGACACGGCCACGGCAACCGGCGAAGAACACACCUUCAUGAAUUUUGUUGCACGCUACAAGUUUCACCUUGCGCUUGAAAACGGCGUGUGUCCGGAUUACAUGACGGAGAAGCUGUGGCGGCCUCUCCACCAGGGCUCUGUGCCCGUCUACCGGGGCUCCUCCGUGGUGGCAGACUGGAUGCCCAACGACCACUCCGCCAUCGUCAUCGACGACUUCCCCUCGCCGAAAGCUCUCGCUGAGUUCCUCAAACGUCUCGAUGAGAACGACGAAGAAUACUUGAAAUAUUUAGAGUUCAAGAACCCCAGACGGAUUACCAACACUCGUCUGCUGGAGGCUCUAGAGACCCGCGAGUGGGGGGUCAACGACAUGAGUAAACCCAACUACCUGAAUGGAUUUGAAUGUUACGUUUGUGACCAGGAGAACACACGGCUGGCGGCAGAGAGAGCAUAUAGGAAAUCCCCGAAGAAGAACCGACCUCCUCAACCUAAAAUGGCUAACAACUCUCACAUGGGGUGCCCUCUGCCCAGCCCGGGGUAUGGCGAUGUCAAAGACCUACCUGCAGACGAUGGAUGGUUGCAAAUAUGGCCUCAGGAUUACUGGCAGAGCCUGGACCAAGCAGAGGGGCUGGAGUCUCUGAUAAGACAUAACGAGUCAGACCCUUCGCUGCUGUGGAAGCACAUCCAAAACAUCGCUGUGAGCAGAGCCAGAGGAAAACACUGACACAGGCCUUGAAAGAGACAGAGAAUGGAACACGUCCAGGAUUACAGGGGUGUCCCGCAUUAUGAAUCCCCUCUGUUUAAUACGGGGGAAGAAGCAGAAAUGACUCAUAUUUUUGCACCUGAGCCAAAAUCUCUUUACCUUUUUUUUUUUUUUUUUGUAUGAGUAGUUAGAUUACACUAAACUGCAUUCAGCUGACAUGAUACUUUUGUCCCUUUAUUCCCAAGUUCAGUAAUGGGAAAAAUAAUGCUUUAAAGUGCUGUAUGCUAAUAUUUUCAAGUGGUUUUAUCACUAUAGCUGAGGUGCCCUUACUCCGCCUUGCAUUGUUAACAUUAACUGCAUGCGGUGCAGUUGUUCCAUAGAGGCACAUUCUCACGGGAGGCGGAUUUUCAUUGGACUGGGGCAGAGCCAAAGACUUGUCCUCUGUGUACGGAGGGACCUCUGCCUAACUGUGUGUGAAGACCAUCAAGGCAGCGGCAAAUGAACUGCAUUAGCUCCUUUACAGAUACUCAGCGGGUAGCUGAUGGUUAUUAGCUACAGUCACAUUUAUGUACACAGAUUUUUUUUUUUUAAGCGACUAUGCAAGGAAAAUAUUAUUUCACCGAGGAGUGGAGAAAGGCAAAUGUAAAGUGAAGCACAAUUCCCCUGUGGGAGAUCGGCGCUGCAUUUGCGAAGCAGUUCUCAGGAAGAGCUCAUCUAAUGUGGCAGAUACUUUAUAACAUUGCCCCAUACCCUUUGCUGUUACGUGAUGUUUAUGUGCAAUAAUGUUUGUGUCAUGCUUUCGAGAACAUGCAAUUGAAUUUGCCUUUGUAGCACACCAGUAUUAUAUAAAUCAUUUUUAUUUUCUUAACAAAGCAUAAUACAUGUGAACACACAGUUUUGUAUCAAGAGGAGCAAAAGAACAUUUUGUAAUAAAGGCAUUUUCUUGCGUAA